GACAUUCACGACAGACUAGAUCACUGACUGAUCAGUGUAAUAGUGUCAUGUGUGGCGUGACUAUGGCAAGAAGUAAAUGCUGACUUCAUUCAUCGUUUCGUCUUGGCGCUGUGACGAGUGAACUAAGUUCGGGCUGGGGCCGACGCCUCGUCACUGCGAAUAUAUAAUCAACGUUUUAACAUUCCGGUACCAUAACUAGAGUUAGUGUCUCGAUGGCGAUACGCCUUACCGCCCCCAGGAAAUAUUGACAUUUUAGCUAUCUGUGAUAUAACAACACCUAAGUAUCUUGUUAAAAGUUUUGAGGUUAAUCCUUUACCGGUGAUAUCAGUGGAGGAUUUUAAAAAAUCUAGACGGUAUUUUUUAACUCGGGUGAUUUAGUUACGGACAAUAACACAAACAUGGAAUCGUCUAUGAGUUAUAACCUGGAUAUCACGCCAAAUUAUUCAUACAUUUUCGAAUUUGAGAACGAGUUUAUUCACCAAAAUUCCAGGAAAUGGAUGACUGAGAAUUGGACCGUGGCUUUCUAUUAUGUUGGGAUCUACAUGGCGUUUAUUUUCGGUGGUCAAUAUUACAUGCAAAAUCGUCCUAGGUUCGAGUUGCGUCGCACUUUGAUAGUAUGGAACAGCGCGCUAGCGGCAUUCAGUAUCAUGGGCGCUUGUCGGACCCUGCCCGAGUUCAUCCAUGUGCUGCGAAACCACGGGCUGUACCAUUCCAUUUGUGUGCCAAGUUUUAUAGAACAAGAUAAAGUGUCCGGUUUCUGGACUUGGAUGUUCGUUCUGUCCAAGCUGCCUGAGCUGGGCGACACGGUCUUCAUUGUGCUACGUAAGAAGCCGCUCAUCUUUCUCCACUGGUAUCACCACAUCACUGUACUGCUCUACACCUGGUUCUCCUUCACCGAGUAUACGUCAUCUGCGCGCUGGUUCGUCGUCAUGAAUUACUGCGUGCACAGUGUGAUGUACUCGUACUACGCUCUCGUCAGUAUGGGCAAAUAUCCACCGAAGAUGCUAGCCAUGACCAUCACAGUGCUCCAGCUCACUCAGAUGAUAGUCGGCUGCGCAAUCAACAUCUGGGCUCACAACUACACCGCCACCGUGCCUCCCGACUCGUGCCACAUCAGCCAAAUUAACAUCAAACUAUCGAUGGCAAUGUACUUCUCCUACUUUGUUCUAUUUUCUCAAUUCUUCUACAAAGCCUACCUCUCCCCGAAACGCGGGAAGAAAGCCAAAACCGAACCCCUCCCAGAGAUCGCACCGACGAAGAAGGUCGAAUACAACGGGUACCCGAGACAGAGAAACGGAUUGGUACACUAGUCGGUCUUGUGAUAUGUAAUUAUUGUACAGGUUAUCAGCGGCCACCGAUUAAACAAUUUCUCGAUUUGAACGAUGCAAUCAAUAAACAUAGCUUUUGAUAAAAUCUUGUGCGUAGUAAAUAUGAAUUAGAUUAAAAGUUAAGGUGAUUUAGAUACAUUAAGGAAAACAAUUUGGAGUCAUCGUUUGAGACUGCUGAAUUAGAUCAUAACCUCAACCAUGGAUUUCAGCUUUAUACGAUUGUUUAAUUCUGACUCUGAAUAUAUUGAACAAAAAUCAAAUCCAAUGUCAAUGUUUGUGUUGGCUUUAUACAUUUCUUUGAAUAAAAUUCUAAUUAAAAACAAUGUGCGUGUCGAAUGCGCGUGAGUCGGCUGAGCGUGACAUUGGCCGCUUAGUGCCUUAAUUCACUUAAAUCAAUGAUACGAUCGAUUAAGCAACAUGUUAUGAAAAUAAACGUUUGUUACAUAUUUAUAAAUAAUUAAUUGCAAAUUACAUACGUGUGAACUAAUGUUAUGUGCUGUUUACAAUUAUUGUAUUAGAACGAUUAGUCUUUUUAUUGACAGCGUUAUCUUCGUAAACAUAAUUAAUACUACACAUAAGACACCUAGCAUUUACGUGAUGCAUGUUAAAAAACGCGCAACAUGUUAUGUAUCAACCAUCACACGUGACUUGACAUAGUUCAUGAGAUUUAACCUUUUGUAUAAUAAUCGUAUGUUGCAGCAAUAUUAUGUCGCUGAUUAAUUUGUGUACAAUUUCUAUUUACUUAAACGUUAUUUUCUAUCGUUUUAUUUAUUGUUUUCAUCUUAUGAACUAUGUUACGUUGGACACGAAACGUGUGCAAAAGACGUUACUAAUUUAUUAGUUUAUUUGAAUCGUUUCUUGCGCAAGAUUUAUACAAAAGCUGAAUUCAGUUUGUAUGUAUUGUAAUAUGGAGUAGCGUAUCUGCUGCAUUUUGUACCAACUAAUUUUAGGAUGUGCAACUGUCUCGUAACAAAAGCGUUGGGUCUAUUUAGUGACAAUUUAAUUAAUAAGAAAAAGUUUUGAUAAUCUAUUAUUUUCAGCACAAGUUUAUUAAAUUUAUAAUAAUCAGAAAUUGUUUAAAAUCGGUGCCGUCAGCUUAAGGCGAGUCGUCACGUGUUACAUUCCAUGCUAAGUUGUUUCCGCUGGUAUGAGAUUGGCUUAGAUCUCUUAUGCUUGGUGGCGACUCGCCCUUGGCGCUUCGAGCUUUUGCUUCAGUUCUAUGAGCACAGAUAAUACAGGAACCGUAAAUCUUAUAUAAAUAUUUUAUGAAAUAUUAAUUUAUUAACAUAUCAUCAAUAAUUAAUUCUUUUUCUAUGUAGGCCAAUUGUUAUAUAGUAAAAUGUGUAGUUUAGCUUACAAUGUUGUUAAAAAAGAUUAUUUAAUAUUACACAAAAUCACUCAAUAGAGUUUUAAUAAGAUUAAUACUUCAUUAGUUGAAUUAGAUUGAAGUGCUGUUAAAAAGCUUUUUAAAUAAUCAAUUGAUAAAAAAAAAAUAGUUGAAAUUAUAUAAAUUUUAUAGUCCCAUGUAAACUGUGGCAUAGCGACCGAAGUAGAAGCGCGUAACUCCUUUGUUGUUAUCGUAUUUAUUACUUAAAAAAUAGUGAUUUUUAAUGUAAUUUAUUUGUAAAGGGUAGUCUUACGACCUGUACAGAUACGAAUCGUGGGUUUUCAGCUUGAUAUGGCCAAUGGUCGUGGUUUGUCCAGGAGGACCUCUCACCGUCUGCUGAACCAUUGAAUAUUAGAUUUUAUAAAUUAUUUAUCAAAUCGGUUACAUUGGUGAUUGGUCUCGAUGUUUUAGUUUUAAAACUUUGGUAACGCUUGUCAGACAAGUGCACAAAGUGUAAUCUAUAGAUAUAAUUUCAGCUAGAGGAUUAAGCGAUAUUAAUGUUAUAUUGACGGUUACAGUACAGCUUGUUUUUUGUUUAUAUAUUAAAUCAACUGCUUGACUAGUAAAUAACAUUUUUGUAAGCUGGCAUAUUGUAAAUAGAAUGGUUAACGGGAAGUAAUAAAAGUUAUAGGUAAGCUAAAUAAUUCCUAUACAUGGCUCGUGACAAUGUAUCGCUCGAUGUAAUGUGCCCAAUUAUAAUGUACAAAGUUUAGGUUAUUUACCUAAUAAGCCCCCUUUUCCGUGUGAAAAUAACCUCGAUAGUUAAUACUUUAUCUUAAAGUAGAAUAAUCGCGGAUACAAAAGAAUUUUAAUGCGUUUUUUGACAUAAGGUCAAAUUGGCGGGAAUAAGGUUACCACAGACAAACGAAUACCCUCGUUUUAAUAACCCUAUUUAAAAUUUGUCUGUGACAAUUCUGAAUAGAAGAAUAGGUCUGUCGCAAAGACGACUACUAUUUCGCAAUUCAUUUAAAUUUUCGGUAUUAGUACGGAUAUUUUAUAGAAAAUUUUGUCAUUAAUCAAAUGACUCAUAUAAUGUACAAAACUGUUAAAUGUAACUAUAGUUAUUUGAAGAAUUAAAUAGUUCAAAGAAACAGGUUCAAAUGAGGCCAUAUUUGUGGAACGUAAGAUUACGGAAACAACAGAUGAAUUGUUAAUAUACUAAUUACAAAAAUUAAAAUCAACGUUAUCUUCUUACAACAUUUUAGGAUGUUAGAAGUAUUUGUCCGCUUGUAACAUAACAUUUUGCUACAAAGGUGUGCAGAAUUAGUAUAGAUUCUAGGUCAAGGUCAAUUCGACUAAUAAAUAGAAAAUGUAAGAAUAGUAUUGGUAGUCAGUUGAUUUUUUUAUUUUGAUAAAUGCCCUUUACAGACUUUAUACUGUUUCCAGAUUAAAUUCCUUUUUCACUAGGUACCUAUAUAAACUAUCAUUCGAAUUUAUGUCAUUAUUUUCAUGAGGGAAAUAACAUAUUCGCAUUGGGUAUUUUAGAAAUGGGAUUUCAUAUUAUAAUUAUAAUUUUAAAUCUUUAUAGGGAACUCCGUGAUUUAAUAGGUGUCUUUCUAUUAUUUUCAGAAAAAUGUUAGGCGUGUAAAUAUUGGUCCUGAAUAAAAUUUGUAAUACCUA
Molecule: messenger RNA, 4335 nt
Organism: Vanessa atalanta (red admiral)
Lineage: Eukaryota; Metazoa; Arthropoda; Insecta; Lepidoptera; Nymphalidae
Gene: Baldspot
Product: elongation of very long chain fatty acids protein 6
Exons: 4
Coding region: 399-1310 (303 amino acids)
Biological process (GO): fatty acid elongation, saturated fatty acid; very long-chain fatty acid biosynthetic process; fatty acid elongation, polyunsaturated fatty acid
Cellular component (GO): endoplasmic reticulum membrane
Molecular function (GO): fatty acid elongase activity
Source: RefSeq, a predicted model, not a curated record